AUGUUCCGACCGACAACACUGGCAUGUGGAAUCGUUUCUCGUCAUUUCAGAGGGUUAAGACCUGGUCAAUUUUCCUUUCUAAAUAAAUCCCAAAGGGUUUUCUACAGCAAUCCAGGGAAGAACUUUAUUUCGGUUGGGAAUGCGGACACCGAUGAAGAUGACAUCAUCGAAGUUUUCGACUUGCCUGUAGAGCCACAGUUUGAAGAAAACCCGGAAUUCGAAUAUGUAUCGCAGUCUGUCACUGAAUGCCGAUAUCCUUUUAUAUCCAACAAAAGAUCUCGUGGUGGUGUAUUCAACCUACCAGAAGUCGUUCAGUUUCUUAGAGCCGAAAAAUUUUCAGAUGUUGUGGCUAUUCGAAUACCAGAAGUCGCGUGCUAUGGCGAUUUCAUGGUUGUUGCUACUGCGAAAUCAAAUAAUCAUGUAUAUCAAGCGUCAAAAAUUCUGCAAGAAUUAUUUAAAAUGAAGCGGGCGUCCUCAGACUCCAUUCCCUCCUUUGAGGGACUCAAAGAACGCUCGGAAUGGGUCGCUGUCGAUUUGGGCAACAUCAUCUUGCACAUGUUCGCGAAGGUAGAGUGUCGGCAAAGAUACGACCUUGAAUCACUGUGGGGUAUCGGUCCCGAGUUUGAUGAGAAGACGCAAGGGUUGGAGGUCCCUCAAAGUGAAGUCGACUCUUUCCCUUCCAUGAGACUCACCCAAGCGGACUGGGAACGCAUAGUCGCCGAGGUGGCUGCAGAGUAA
This is a messenger RNA of Echinococcus granulosus, 738 nucleotides long. RefSeq lists its product as hypothetical. Gene Ontology annotation, cellular component: mitochondrion. Lineage: Eukaryota; Metazoa; Platyhelminthes; Cestoda; Cyclophyllidea; Taeniidae. The record is from RefSeq and is a predicted model, not a curated record. Gene Ontology annotation, biological process: negative regulation of translation; negative regulation of ribosome biogenesis. The transcript has 5 exons. Gene Ontology annotation, molecular function: ribosomal large subunit binding. Bases 1 to 738 code for a protein of 245 amino acids.